UCGAUAACACUGCACUGUUAGUUAACAUUCUUCUGGAAAAACAUCUGCGACUGUUGUCUUUUAACUAGUGUAGAUUAUUUAUUUUAUCCUCUUGAAUGUCGCAUACUUCACCUGAUUUCCCGCCUCCUCCACCUCCACCACCUAUGGUGGUCCGGUCUGGAGCACCUGCUGCAGCAACUGAAGAUCCUGUUGUAGGCAAUAUAACCACCGACGAGUGUAGCUGGGCCUGGGAGUACCCCGAAGUGCAAAAGGGCUGUUUCUUAGGUCGUGUUUUCGAGAAUGCUCCCCCAAAACACUGCCAAUAUUACUCCGUUAAGAGCAUUGUCCAGGUUGGCCCCACCUGCGGACUGACGGCCUUGAGCAUGUUGCUUGGUGGUCAUCCGCCGUCGGCGGAUCUUCUAAAGGAUGCCAUUGCCCAUGAGUACACCUUAAAUGGAGAAUUAUUUAGUGCUCAGUAUUUGUUCGAACUCACCAAAAAACACAUGCCAGGACCUGCCGCAUGCCAGCUUCAUGUGGGUCCUCUGAACUGCAAAAAAGUUAAGGAGCUAUUGAAGGCCGGAGGCUGCCUUCUAGUACCUUAUGAUGCAGAUGUCAACCAUGUGCCCUGUCUGAAAUCCGGACACCGAGCUCAUUGGGCUUUGAUUGUGGGCUACCUGGUGGACAUGCAGGAGCAGUACUAUGUCUUGGCCCGCCACGGUAAGACCCGGAAUCUGGCCGUCUGGUCACUGGACAUGCUCAGCCAGAGCAAUGCCAAUCUGCUGGAGUUUGCCCAGCCCAAGGGCUAUCCGGAUAAUGACUUUCUGCUGCCACCGGGUGGAAUUAGUGGUCCUCUGGGCCUUAACGAGCGCUCUAUUCUAGUCAACGGCCUGCCACAGCCGAUGCAAUAUGUGCGCUGAUCCUACAUACAUGUGUUCAAUAAAGAGUCUUGAUCAUUUCGUA
Molecule: messenger RNA, 939 nt
Organism: Drosophila elegans
Lineage: Eukaryota; Metazoa; Arthropoda; Insecta; Diptera; Drosophilidae
Product: UPF0692 protein CG33108
Exons: 4
Coding region: 96-896 (266 amino acids)
Source: RefSeq, a predicted model, not a curated record